Messenger RNA from Osmerus eperlanus (European smelt), 13985 nucleotides. RefSeq names its product nesprin-1-like. Gene Ontology annotation, molecular function: kinesin binding. The transcript has 76 exons. NCBI's taxonomy places the organism in Eukaryota, Metazoa, Chordata, Actinopteri, Osmeriformes, Osmeridae. Gene Ontology annotation, biological process: nuclear migration; nucleus organization; cytoskeleton organization. The coding region runs from base 108 to 13985 and encodes 4625 amino acids. Gene Ontology annotation, cellular component: nuclear envelope; perinuclear region of cytoplasm. The record is from RefSeq and is a predicted model, not a curated record.
AUCCACCAGCCUACAGAGGAUACAGGAGUUUCUGGGGGACAGGCGGUGAUCGGGUGGAGGGGGUCCGGGCCAAGGUGGCCAACGCCAGGGAGGACUGGAAGAGCCUGAUGUCCAACCUGCAGAUGAGGGAGACUGCCCUGAAGAGCCUGCAGUCUCAGAUGAGAGAGUUCGAGGCCAGCGCUGAACCCCUUCAGGAUUGGCUGAACAGCACAGAGGUCAGAGUUCAGGAGAGCAGCGCCCGGCUUCACGACCUCCCGGCCAAGAAACAGGAGCUCAGCAAGCUACAGUGUGUGUUGGAGGAGAUGGCUGGUCGCGAGGCCGAGCUGGGGGUGCUGAGGGAGAAGGCCCACCACCUCUGGGAGGGUCAGACAGCCGGCAAGGGCUUCGUCCACCGAGUGUCCCAGCUGUCUGCACAGUACCUGGCUCUCAGUAACCUCACCAAGGACAAGGCAUCCAGGAUCGAGCGCAUCGUAGGGGAGCACAGGCUGUUCUCCCAGGGCCUGAAGGAGCUCCAGGACUGGGUGUCUGAGGCCCAGAGGGUCCUGCUCACCUGCCUCUCCCCCACCGCAGACAAGGGUGUCCUGGAGGACAGGAUGAUCCAGCUGGAGGGUCUGCUGGCGGCCCGGCAGGAGAGGGAGAUCCAGCUGAAGAUGCUGCUGACGCGGGGCGAGGCCGUGCAGAGGAACACGUCGGCCGAGGGCGUCCCCGUGGUCCGCAAGCAGAUCCAGGACCUCAAGGACUCCUGGGACGCCCUGCUGUCCGCCUCCAUCCAGUGCAAAAGCCAGCUGGAGGGCGCCCUGUCCCAGUGGACCAGCUACCAGGAGGACGUGGGCCAGUUCACUCUGUGGAUGGAGAGGGUGGAGGAGACUCUGGGCUGCUCAGACAGGCCCUACUCUGAGAUGAGGGACAAGACAGCCAACCUGGGCAAGACCAAGCUGCUGUAUGAGGAAGUUCUAAGCCACAGCAGCCCUCUGGAGACUAUUGCUACCAAAGGUUCCAACAUGGCUGAACACUACACUACCCAGCAGGAGGUCCAGGCGCUGCAGCAGAGAUACUCAUCCAUCAAAGACAAGGCCAAGGCUGCUGUGAGCAAGGCCAAGCAGCUGGUGCUGGUCCACCAGGAGUACCAGAGGGGGCUGCACGUGUUUGAGGACUGGCUGGAGCGGGAGCAGGCCACCCUGGGCCCUCUCAGCCACCCCGAGGGAGAUGUGGAGACACUGGAGGACACGCUGCAGCAGCUACAGCUCCUCCAGGAACGCUGCUCGGAGGGUCGCUCCCUGCUCUGCUCCGUCCUCUCCAGCAGAGAGGGCGUGAUCCCGUGGGGCGUGCCCCAGAUCGAGGACCGAGCCCUGGACACAGUGCAGCGCGAGUGGGGUGCUUACCAGGCCCGACUGGAAGAGACUGGCAUCCAGCUGGGCUCCACCCUGGGUAGGCUGAGGCUACUGGGGGAGAAGUUUCAGAGUCUGGCUGAAUGGCUGGAGGAUAUGGAGAAGAAGGCCAGCAUUAGGACUCACCGCCGGUCUGACAGACCUACCAAGGAAGCCCAGCUAAAACAGCUUCAGCGGUGGCAGGAGGGGGCGCUGGUGCAGCAGAGCGGAGGCCUGUCAGUUCUGGCCCAGCAGGUGAUGGAGGAGACCCACGUCAGCUCCCGGGUCAGCACCAGAGCCACCCUGCUCAGCGCCCGCUACCACGCCCUGCUGCUUAGCUUACAGGAGACCAUCAAGCAGCUUCAGGAAGAACUGAGGAGCAUUGAGGAGGCCGAGAGCCUCUGCAUCUCCUUCUCUGAUUGGCUCAGCUCGACCCAGAAGAACUUCCGAGCAGUGAGUGCCAGCACAGAACCUCUGGACCGGGUUGCCAUGGAGAGGAAGAUGAAAAAACUUGAGUCUCUCCAGUCUGAGCUCCAGCAUGGCCACUCCCUCCUCAAGUCCCUGAGAGAGAAGGCGGAGCGGGCUGCCGGCUUCCUGGAGGACUCUGGGGCUGAGAGUCUGGGAGGUGAGGUGGAGGCCCGCCUAUCCCAGCUGGAGGAGCUCGCUGGUGGGCUACGACAGGAGCAAGGCUCCCUUGAGCGUGCUGUGCUGCUGGCCAGGGAGUUCCAGGACCGGUACAAGGCCCAGGCCCAGUGGCUGCUGGAGACCAAGGCAGUGCUCAGCGGGCCCCUGGAACCCAAGGCUGAGCUGUACCAGAGGAGGGCCCAGCUAGCUAAGUACAAGGCCCUGCUCCAGACGGUCCAGUCCAGGGACCCCGCGGUAAGGUCGGUGGUGGAGAAGGGGGAGGCCCUGCUGGCCUCCGUCCACUACCCCUCCGUCAGGGACAACAUGCUCCGUCUGCAGGCCGACUACGCAGACCUGUGCGGUACGGCCAAGGCCCAUGUGCAUCAUCUGGAGGGCCAGGUGAAAGAGCAGGAAGCGUACCACAGCGAGCUACAGGAAGUGGAAAGGUGGCUCCUACAGAUGUCCAGCAGGAUGGUGACCCCUGACCCCUCUUUGGGUGGCGGCCUCGAGGCAGCCACUCAGCUGCUAGCCAGCCAUAAGGCCAUCAUGGAGGAGAUAGCAGGGUUCGAGGACCGCCUGGCAGGGCUGAAGGAGCGUGGCGAGGACCUGGUGCGGGGCUGCACUGAGCGCGUGCAGAACAGACUAAGGCAGCAGGUCCAGGCCCAUCAGCAGGGCACCAGGGACAGCUACUCUGCCAUCUGCAGCACAGCACAGAGAGUCUACCAGAGUUUGGACAGGGAGCUCCAGAGACAUGUGAGCCUCCAGGAUGCCCUGCAGCAGUGUCAGACCUGGCUGGCCUCUGCCUCCGUGGAGCCCGAGCCCCCUGCACACCCCCCCCUGAGCCUGGAGGAUGCGCUACUACAGGUGAAGCAGGAGCGGACUCUGCAGGAGCAGGCCAGUACCUACCUGCAGCUGGUGUGCUCCACCUGCGACCUGGCUGAGCAGAGGGUGAGGGAGACGGCGACAGACAUCCAGCAGGUCAAGCUGCAGAUCGAGGAGAGGAUGCUGCUGUGCGAGGAGGUGGCUGACAGCUGGAGGGACGUUCGGGAGCAGCGCUCCGACCUGGAGGCCCAGCUGAGAGAGACGGAGCUGCAGCUCCACAACCUGAGCAGGAGACCUGCAGAGCUGGAGGCCAAGAUCGCCCAGAACCAGCUGGACCAGGCCCAGGAGUUCCUCCAGCAGAUCAGGGACAGACAGGCCGAGGCAGCCCAGCUGAGAGAGGCUGUGUCGGGGCUGACGGGGGGCCGGGACUGCCCCGCCCUGGAGGAGGUAGCCGGUCUGAAGAGGGCUUGGCAGGAGCUGGGCCAGAGAGCCGAGGAGCUGGAGACCCAGAGGGGGGAGGACAUGCAGCGGAGCGGGGAGUACCAGGAGUGUGUGGCCGCCGUGGAGGAGCUCUUCCACCAGGUGUCCAGAGAGUGGGACUACCUGGCCAGAGCGGACACAGAGAGCACCAGCGAGCACCUGCAGGCCCUGAGGAAGCUGUCCAGCGACCUGAAGGAGCAGGGGGGGACUUUGGAGGAGCUGAGAGACCAGAGGCAAGCUGUCCUGCCUCGCCUCAGCCUGCUGGACAAGGAGCUCAUCAAACAACAGGUGGGGUACCUGGAGCAGCGCUGGGCCCAGCUGGAGAGCUUGAUCCAGGGGAAGAUCCAGGCCUCGGCCCACACCCUGGAGGAGCUGGCCCGCGUGGAGGCCCAGCUGAGGGAGGCCCGGCAGUGGGUAGAGGAGCAGCGACCCGCCCUCACCUCUGCCCUGAAGACCAGCCCCCCACCAGACCUGGCCCAGAGCUUCCUGUUUGACCACCUGAGUGUGUGUGUGGAGCUGGAGGCCAGGCAGCAGCUGCUAGCCCAGGCGGUGAGCGAGGCCCAGGCCGUGGAGUCCAGGCUGGGGCUGAGCGAGAGGAGGCGUCUGCAGCAGCUGGUCCUCCAGGCCCAGGCUGAAGUAGAGGCCCUGGGAGCAAGGGUGACCCAGAGGAGGAAGUACCUCAGCAAGGCCUUUACGGAGCGGACGCAGUUCCUGCAAGGCCUGGGAAGGGCGCUGUCCUGGGUGCAGCAGCAGGAGAGGAAGGCCUUGGUGGACGACCGCAUGUCUCUGCUCCCCGAGGAUCUGACCAAGCAGGUGGGCGCGUGCCGUGGCGUCCAGAGCGGCCUGCGGGCGUACGAGGGGGAGCUGGCCUCUCUCCGGACCCAAGGACGAGUCCUGGAGACGGACGCCACCGACGAGGAGAGGGGGGAGACGCUAGCCAGGCUGGAGGACCUUCAGAGACUCUUCAACACGGCAAUCCAGAAGAUCACCCAGCGGGUUCAGGACUUGGAGAAGGCCCUGACCUCUCGGAAGUACUUCCAGGUCGACCUGAAUAAGACUUGCCAUUGGCUGAGACAGGCCGAAGUCGUGACAUUCCCUGAAGUUAGCGUCACGGACAAGGACGGUGACGUGGAACUGCAGGCUCAACUAUCGAAGUUUCAGAAUGUUCUAGAGCAAGCGUUGGAAUAUGAAAACCUCCUCCUCAUUGUCCAGAGAGUGGGCCAGGAGAUUCUUCCCUCCCUGAAUGAGGUGGACCACUGCUACCUGGAUGAGAAGCUCAACGCCCUCCCACAACAGUACAACAGCAUCCUAGCGCAAGCCAAAGAGAAAAAAGACAGACUGCAGCACGCCAUCUCCGAAAGGAAAGAGUUUGACACCUUCUUCGACAUCACUCAGAAUGCACUGGAGGAGCUUCAGGAGCAGUUUGACACUUUGGGAAAGCAGAGAAUCAGCCUCAGAGAGGAGGACGUCGAUCGCCUUUGUCAGGAACACAAAGAUUUAGCUGAGAGUCUAUCCCACCUCAGCCCUGCUGUGAGGGAGCUGAGGGGGAAGACUGAGGGCUUUCUGAGCAGGGGUCUCCGAUGCAGACCUGAGGAGACAUGGCGUCUGGUCCAUCUUCACGAUUCGCUGAAGAGGUUGAUUGACGGGUCGGUGAACCAUUUAGGUGAAUCGUCGAAGACAUUGGGAGAACAUAACGCAACAUCAGCCCAGCUAGACUGUGGCCUGAGGUCUGUUCAGGAGGAGCUGGUCAAACUGGAGUCAGAGUCGCACCUUAAAACAACAGACAGACUUGCGAGGCUUCACAAGCUGGUUGGGAGUUUGGAAGGGGUGAGCUCUCAGCUGGAGAGACUGAGCCAACAGGCUGAGGAGCUUUGUUUGAACUAUGACCCUACUGCCAUCCAGGCCUUAAAGGAGGAAGUGACCUCACGAAAGGAAGAGCUAUAUUCCAUUCAGACAGAGGUCAAACAACGCAUUAGACUGUGUGAAAACCAAUGUGAGGAGGAUGAAGAUUUCAAAACAGAGAUUGAUGGAAUGUCCAAUUGGCUGAAUAGUUUGAAAGACAAGUUAAGUCAACCUUUGACCCUUCCGGGGGUAAACGUGGAGAUGGUUCAAGAGGAAGUGAGAAGACUGAAUGUGGUGGAGGGGGAGGUGAAGUCAAGGCUGAGGAAGGCAGAUGUCCUGGGCAGCAGAGAGAAGCAGAGGUACAGUAGUAAGAAGAAGACCAUUCCGCCACACGUAGAGGACGACCUCAAGGAGCUGGCUAAACUGGCCUUUGAUGUUCAACAAGCAGUGGCGGCCAAACAGAUGAGUCUGGGUAAGGCCCUGUCCCUCGUCCAGAGGCACCCCUCAGCUCAGCAGUCUACCCAGCGAUGGCUGCACCUGGCUGGGGCUGUCCUCCAGAGAGCCAGCCUUGGAGUGGAGCUGGAGAACCAGGAUGCAAGCCUAAGGGAGCUGGAGGAGAUUUCUGUCCUGGAACAGGCAUUCACGUCUGGGCUAGAGGAGUUAGAGACCGUCAAUCUCCAACUGGAGGGUCUGAUUGGGCCAGGAGAAACGAAGGUGCUAAGAGAGAGUUUGGAAGGAGUCAAAAUGAAAAGUACAGAGGUCAAAGAAGAACUGAGGACACACCAGGAGAACCUGCAGAGCUGUGCUGCUCCAUGGUGCUCCUUCCAGAAGGAGAAAGAGGAGAUGAUUAGACAGAUGAACGAAACAGGAAGAAGAAUUGCAUUGUUUUCCACGGCCAAAGCAGCCAAUAGCCAAGAAGCAGAGGACAAGCUCCAGGAUUACAAGUCUUUGGUGACCCAGAUUGAUGGGUUGGAGCGCCCCCUGUGUGCUCUGAGAGAGAAGGGGGCAGACCUGGAGCGGGUUGGUUCAGAGUCCAGUAAAGUUGUCGUCAGCCACUCGGUGUCAUCACUAUGGCAACGCUGGAGUCGGUUACGCAGCACAUCGCAAGCCCAAGAGAGGGUGCUGGAAGACACAGCCAGAGACUGGAGAAGUUUCUCUGAAAAGAUGGAGAAGGUGCGCUCCGUCUCCACAGACCUCCACGGCCGUGUCCCCGACAGCACUGUGGAGAAGGCUGCCAGCAGGGCGGCGCUCCAGAGCCUGCUGGAGUACCACGACUCCUUCAACCAGGAGCUGGACCGCGAGCAGUCCGCCCUGGCCCUGCUGGGGCAACACACCCUCCGCCUGAGGCGGGAAGAGGAGCCGAAAGAGGGGGAGAAGGAGGAAAGGAGCCCAGAGAAGGGAGGAGAUGAGACCUCCUGCCUUGAGGAGAUCAGGACCUUGCAGGAGCGCUACGAGAGCCUGGCGCUGCUGGUGCGUUCCAGCCGGGCGCAGGUGCAGCAGGAGCUGAGGGAGAGGGAGGAGGUGGAGAGGGAGCUGGGCCUGGUGAGAGGCUGGAUCCAGGACACCCGAGGCCUGCUGCUCAGCCCCACGGCAGACCUGGAAUCUCUGCUGCAUGAGCUGGAGACGGCCCAUGGUGAGGUCAUCAGUAGGCGCCAGAGUGUGGAGCGCAUGGCGGAGCUGCAGCAGAACAAGUACCAGGACCUCCAGGCCGCCCUGCCCUCAGAGCUCAGCAUGCAGCUGGCCGAAGUGGCUCUCGCCCUGGGAUCGGCUGAGGACCAGGUCCAGGCGAGGGAGAGGGAGGUCCAGCAGACCAGAGACGUGAAGGAGGAUUUCAUCUCCAGACUGCAGGAGAUGGAGGGCAAGCUGAAGAACAUCUCCCUGAAGCUUGGAGAGAAGGCUUCCGACCUGGAGCAGGCCAAGGAGCUCACCAAGGGUCUGUGUGAGGAGUGUGUGGGCUGCGCUCGCUCCCUGGCAGAGCUGGGCACGGCGGUGCAGGAGUUCGGCGAGCAGAACCCUCUGCUGUGUAAACAGCUGGCUGACGGCCUGGCCAGGCUGGCAGAGUCUCAGCGCCAGACCAUGCUGCAGGCCCAGGACAGGGCCAGCCGGCUGAAGAAGGCAGAGCGGCAGUGGGAGGAGUAUAAGGGCAUGAAGGUGUUCCUCCUGGCAUGGGCAGAGAAAGCAGAAGCCCUAGUCACUGGCCAGAUCGUCUGGAGUACCGCCUCUCAGCUGCAGGAGCAAAUCAGAGCCCACCAGGCGUUGCUGCGCGAGUGCCGCGGUCUCCACGGUGACCUGGAGGCCAUGGGAGAAAGGGAGGGGCAGCUGGGGGAGGUGCUCCAGACUGAGGGGUGGAGCCAGCAGGUAUCUCACCUGAGCCGACGAACCCAGGAGCUGCAGCAGAGGGCCAGGACACGCCUGCAGAGUCUGCAGGACGCCGCCAAGGACAUGGUGCGUCUGGAGUCGGAGGUGAAGAGCCUGCAUGCCAGUCUAGACCAGGCUCAGGUCACACUCACGUCUCCAGACCUGGCCAGGCUCAGCCUCAGAGAACAGCUCACACACAGACAGCGUGUGUUGGUGGAGAUGGAGGGCUUCAAGCAGCAGGUGCAAACGCUGCAGCAGUGCCAGAGCGCCCUCCGGCUGCCAGAGGAGGUAGUGGCCAGCCUGCCCAUCUGCAGGACGGCCCAGAGCCUGCAGCAGGAGGCCAGCCAGCUGCAGCACACCACCAUCCAGCAGUGCAACAUCCUGCAGGAGGCCGUGGUGCAGUACGAGCAGUACGAACAGGAAGUGAAGAACCUGCAGAGGCUGAUAGAAGAGGCCCACCGCAUCAUCCAGGACCGGCCCGUCUCAACCAGCAACAUCCAGGAGCUGCAGGCCCAGAUCCACCAUCAUGAGGGGCUGGCACUGAAGAUCCGGGGCUACCAGGAGCAGAUCGCCUCGCUCCACUCCAAGUGUAAGAUGCUGACUGUGAAGGCCAAGCACGCCACCAUGCUGCUGACGGUCAGCGAGGUGGACGGCCUGUCGGACGGCGUGGACGAGCUCAGCGACGAGGAGCUCCCGCCGCCGGCCAAGCAGACGCCCGCCACACACCCCUCUGUUGUCAUGAUGACGGCGGGCCGCUGUCACACACUCCUCUCCCCCGUGACGGAGGAGUCCGGGGAGGAGGGCACCAACAGUGAGGUCUCCUCCCCUCCCGCCUGCCGCUCCCCCUCCCCGGGGGCUAACGCUGAUACCCCCCUUAACCAGGGUCGGACCCCUCUGAGCAGAGCUCCUCUCCAGGAGCUGUAUGACCCGUCUCUGGAGACCAGCGCAGCUGCCAACCUGGAUGACCUGCAACGCUCCUGGGAAACCCUGAAGAACGUGAUCAGUGAGAAGCAGAAGUCUCUGUACGAGGCCCUGGAGCGUCAGCAGCACUACCAGGAGUCCCUCCAGUCCAUCUCCACCAAGAUGGAGUCCAUCGAGGCGGCGCUCAACGAGGGCCUGGAGGCACAGAAGAGCCCGGAGAGCCAGAUGGCUGCCCACCAGGCUGUGAUGGAUGAGAUCCUGAUGCUGCAGGACGAGAUCGUGGAGCUCCAGACCUGCUUCUCCGAGGAGCUGUGCUGCGAGGGGGGGCUGGACAGCGACAGCGACGGGGGCGACCCUGGGGACCAGCUGGCCCUGCAUUCCACCCUCACCGUGCUGGGGGAGAGGAUGGCCACCAUCCGCAUGAAGGCCUCUGGGAAGAGACAGCUUCUGGAGGAGCGUCUGAGCGAGCAGCUGGAGGAGCAGCGUCAGGAGCAGGCGCUGCAGCGUUACCAUAACGAGGCCGAGGAGCUCGACCAUUGGCUGCUCAGCACCCGCGCCACGCUAAGCUCCGCCCUCCGGCCCAACCAGGAGGACAUGGACAUGGAGGAGCAGCUGAUCGAUUGUCAGAACAUGCUGUUUGAGAUCGAGCAGAAGGUGUUGUCACUGUCGGAGCUGUCGGUGCACAGCGAGAGCCUGCUCCUGGAGGGGCGGGCCGGCACGCGCGGCCAGGCCGAGCAGCUCACCUGCAAGCUGCACUCCCUGAAGGACAGCCUGCUGGAGCUGCAGAGGAUGCUGCAGGACAAGCAGGUGGACAUCCAGGGCUCUCUGCAGGAGCAGGAGGACAGCGAGCCAGACUCGUCCCUGUCUCAGAGUCCUAACCUCCAGGACUGGUUGUCCCAGGCGCGCUCCACACGCACCCAGCAGCACCUUGACAACCUGCAGAGACAGAGGGAGCUGGAGGAGCAGCUGGCCGAGCAGAGGAGACUGCUGCGGUCUGUGGCCAGCGUGGGGGAGGAGAUCCUGGCCCUGAACACGCCCAACGGAGACAGCGAGGGCGGGGCCCCAGGAGUGCUGCUGGAGCCGGAGGUGCUGUCCCCUCAGGAGCGGCUGAGGCAGAGGUGGGAGAACCUGAACAGGGACCAGAGCACCAAGCUGCAGCUCUCCCUCAACUCCCUGGAGCAAGAGCAGCUCAGCACGGGGCUUCACAGGUCACGUGUGUCCAGUCCAGGGGUGGUGUUCCGGGGGGAGGCAGUGGCUCAGGACCCCAGCUCUCCCAGGGCCCUGUUUGAGAGCUGCAGCCAGACCCUGGAGAAACUCGCACAGGAGACAGGUGGCGUUGAGAGCAAGCCGGGCGAGGCGUCGGCGGCGGGCGGGGCGGCGGUGCAGCAGGAGCUGUACGCGGCGGUGUCUGCGGCCUCCUCCUGGCUGGACGGAGCAGAGAGCCAAGUCCUGACCGGCCCUGUGCUGCUGUCUGAGGACACGGAGACACAGCUGGGUCACAUGGAGGGUCUGGGUAAGGAGGUGCGGGGUGUGAGCGGGGAGGUGAGCCAGUGCCGGGGCCUGGUGGCGGGGGGAGCAGGGAGGCUGUGUGGAGGGGAGGAGCAGGCCCUGAUGGAGGACACCCUGGACGGACUGCAGGAGAGGCUGGGCCUGCUGGACUCCACCCUGGAGCAGCACUGUGACUGUAUGAGGGACAGGCUGCAGGAGCACUCCACCUUCCAGGCGGAGCUGAGGAUACUGUUCACGGCCCUCGGUGAGAGCAAGCACCAGCUGCUGCAGAGGAUGGCCGGAGCUGUGGACAGACCUGCCUCCAAACAGAUAGAGACUCUGUCUGAGGUGGAGGAUGGCCUGAGGGAGUUUGAACAGAGGGUCUCAGAGCUCAGGACCAGAGCAGAGGGACUGCAGGCGGACCAGGUGUCCAACCAAGAGCUCCUCAAACUGCAGGAUGCGUAUGAGGAGCUGGUUCUGAUGGUGGGCGCCAGACGCAGCAGUCUGAACCACAGCCUGGUCCUGAAGGCCCAGUACGAGAGCGCCCUGCACGACCUCAUCGACCUGGUCGACACGGCCCAGGACAAGAUGGCUGCCGACCAGAAGAUGACGGUGGGCUCCGUCAUCGAAGUACAGAUGCUCCUGGACAAGCACAAGGAGUUCUUCCAGGGUCUGGAGUGCCACAUGAUCCUGACCCAGACUCUGUACAGCAAGGUCAGCAGCCUGGUGGUGCAGAGGGAGAGCCAGGCCCUGGAGGAGACCCUGGCCCAGGCCCACUCUGUCCUCAAGCAGGCCCACCGCAGGGGGGUGGAGCUGGAGGGCAUCCUGGAGUCGUGGAGCAGGCUGGUGGAGGACUACCAGGGCCUGUGCAGACAGCUGGAGGCUGUGGAGUGUAGCAUCCCCACGGUGGGCCUGGUGGAGGAGUCUGAGGACAGGCUCAGCGAAAGGAUCGCUCUCUACCAGCGGCUGAAGGCCAGCCUGACGGAGCACCAGCCGCAGCUCUACCAGGUCCUGGAGGAGGGCAAGCGCCUGCUGCUGGGUGUCUGCUGCUCAGACCUGGAGAACCAGCUGACCCAGCUGGGCGAGCACUGGCUCUGCUCCACCACCAAGGUCAACAAGGAGCUGCACCGCCUGGACUCCACCCUCAAACACUGGAGCAGGUACCAGAGAGAGUCAGCAGAGCUGAGCCAGUGGUUACGGUCGGCUCUGGACCGUCUGGAGUUCUGGACCACCCAGUCGGUGACCGUACCUCAGGAACUGGAGACGGUCAGAGACCACCUCUACGCCUUCCUGGAGUUCUCCAAGGAGGUGGACGCCAAGUCGUCUCUGCGCUCCUCGGUGCUGAGCACGGGGAACCAGCUGCUGAGGCUGAAGAGGGUGAACACGGCCGGGCUGAGGUCAGCGCUGGCCCAGGUGGACACCCAGUGGGCCGAGCUGCUCACGCGAAUCCCUGUGGUCCAGGAGAAGCUGCACCAGUUGCAGAUGGAGAAGCUAGCUUCGCGCCACGCCAUCGCAGAGCUCAUGAGCUGGAUCUCGCUCAUGGAGAACGUCAUCAAGGAGGACCAGCAAAGGAUCCUGGGAGCUGUAGGCUCGGAGGCAGUCCAGAGCUACCUUCAGAAGUACAAGGGUUUCCGGAUAGACCUGACGUGCAAGCAGCUGACGGUGGACUUUGUCAACCAAUCGGUGCUGCAGAUCAGCAGUCAGGAUGUGGAGGGCAAGCGCAGCGACAAGACCGACUUUGCCGAGAAGCUGGGGGCCAUGAACAGACGCUGGCAGAUACUGCAGGGACUCAUCACAGAGAAGAUCCAGUCGUUGGAGGGUCUGUUGGAGGGUUGGUUGGAGCAUGAGAAUGGAGUGCAGGCCCUGAGGACCUGGCUCUCCCUGCAGGAGGACAAGUUGAAGAAGAGACACAGGAUAGAGGAUGUAGCGUCAGUCCAGAACGCACUGAAAGACUGUCAAGAGAUGGAGGAGUUGGUGAAGGAGAAAGAGAAGGAUCUAGAGAAGACUGAGGAACGAGGGAACGCUCUCAUCCAGGACAAAAAGGGCGAGGCCUGCUCGGUUGUCAAGGAGACCCUUAAAGAUCUAAACCAGUCGUGGGCCAGCCUGGAUCAAAUGAUCAAUCAGAUGAAGGUCAGCCUGCGGUCGGUGCUGGAGCAGUGGACCCUGUACCGGCGGGCCGCGGAGGAGAUCAACCGCUACGUGCUGGAGGGGCGCUACGCCGUCUCACACCUCUGCCUGCUCACGGGCUCCCUGGAGGCCGUGCAGACGCAGGUGGAGAGUCUGGAGAGCCUACAAGAGGAGUUGGACAAACAGGAGAGCAGUCUGAGGAAGUUUGGCUCCGUCACACACCAGCUCCUGACCGAGUGCCACCCAUCUGUGUCCGACGUGCUCAACGGUGCCCUCCGUGACGUCAACAUCAGGUGGAACGGGCUGCUGGAGCAGAUCUCAGAGCAGCUGCGGAGCGGCCGGGGCCUGCUGGGGCUGUGGCAGCGCUACGGGGAGCUGCACGGCGAGAGCGUGGCGGCCGUGCAGAGGCAGGAGGAGAGGGCCGACCGGCUGCUGAAGAGCGCCACCGACCGGGACGUCACGGAGGAGGAGAGCAGCGCCUGGAUCAGAGACUGCAGCGAGUUGCUGGGAGGCCAGGUGUCUGUCCAGCGCUCCCUGCAGCAGCUGCAGGGGCUGGGGGAGGAGCUGAGCACCCAGGUGGACGCCUCCUCCAUGGCAGCCCUCCAAUCAGACCGCCUGUCACUCACACAUCGCCUAGCAACGCUGGAGCACGCCCUGCACAGGCAGCAGGAUGCACUGCAGAGUGGAGUCCAGGACUGUGAGGGUUUCUCCCAGCAGCUGGGCUCUCUAACCCUCCUGGCCCAGGAGGCCGAGCAGGUUCUGAAGGAGUCUGACCCGCUGGGCUCCCCUGAACUCCCCGUCCUCCAGGAGCGCAUGGAGAAACUGAAGGUGCAGAUGUUGAGGCUGAGUAGCCAGUCUCCAGAUCUGGAGCGUGUUAACGAGCUGGCCUACAGGCUGCCCCUUAACGACGGGCAGAUCAAGCAGCUGCAGACCCUCAACAGGGCCUGGGCCACUCACUCUGCACACCUGACGGAGAGGUUCAGUAAGCAGCAGGCAGCGUUGCUACAGCAACAGAGCUUCCUCCAGAAGUGUGAGGCCUGGAUGGACUUCCUGUCCCACACGGAGCAGAAACUGGCCGCUGAGAUCUCUGGGAACUACCACAGCCUGCUGGAGCAGCAGAGAGAACAUGAGCUGUUCCAGGCAGAGAUGUUCAGCAGGCAGCAGAUCCUCUACUCCAUCAUCAGCGAUGGACAUCACCUUCUGGACCAGGGACAGGUGGAUGACAGAGAUGACUUCAGCCUGAAGCUGGCUCUGCUCGGCAACCAAUGGCAAGGCGUGGUGAGGCGGGCCCAGCAGCAGAGGGGGAUCAUCGACAGCUUGGUCCGCCAAUGGCAGCGCUACACGGAGAUGGCGGAGAAGCUGCGGCGCUGGCUGCAGGAAGUGUCUCGCGACCCGGACGUGCAUCAGCCGGGGGAGCCGGUGGCCCUGCAGCAGGCCAGGACCAUGCUGGACCAGGUCCAGCUGAGGGAGCGUGUGCUCCAGAGGCAGCAGGGCAGAUACAUCCUGGCCGUGGAGGCGGGGCGGGGCCUGUUGCUGUGGGCGGAUCCCAGGGCAGAGUCAGCUCUGCAGACCGAGCUGACGGACAUGCAGGAACGCUGGAGGCACGCCAGCCACCGAUUGGACGAACAGAAGAGGGAGCUGCUCUGCCUACUAAAGGACUGGGAGCGCUGUGAAAAGGGCAUCGGCGUGUCGCUGGAGAAGCUCCGGGCCUUUAAGAGGAAGCUGUCUCUGGCCCUGCCUGACCACCACGAGGAGCUGCACUCUGAACAAGUCCGCUGCAAGGAGCUAGAAAGCACCGUUGAGGGCUGGACCGAUGACCUCACUUCCCUGUUCUUGCUGAAGGACUCUCUGGGGGGCGUGGUCUGCCCAGAUGACAUCACCGUCCUGCAGGAACGGCUCUAUCUGCUUCAGCGCCAGUGGGAGGAGAUCUGCCACCAGUUGUCUUCGCUGGCCUAG